AAGGACGCGACUGGGCGUGUUCAUUACCCUUACAUAACACUUUAGAAAGUUACACAACGUUUCGGUACUUAUAUAAGUGCAGCUGGCAAGUCUGAUCAAAAUCGGCGCUCGUGUUAAGAAGCCAGCCGUCUGUUGGUGAAGCCUUCGAGUGUGUGAAACUGAGCAGUCCAGAAUCAAGGAUCGAGGAUAACCUGCUUCCAACCCAGUUCUGAGGAUCCUGCGGUACCCGUAACUGACAUUUAACUGCAGCAACAGAGAGAGAAUGCACAGACUGUGCCUCCUGCAGUCUCCUGCGUCUCCAGGACAUUAUUUGUUCUGAGGUGACUGAACGGCCAGCUCUUUGAGGUUUUUAGAACUGUGCCAGGACUAAAUUGAGAACCUUCCUAACAAACCGCUGAUUGGAUAACGGAGGCACAAGAGACUGCAGAUGCUGGAGUCUGGAUCCGAAAGCAAACUGCUGGAGGAAGUCGGUGCAUCAAGCCGCUUCGCGUCUGUGGAGGCAAAGGAAUUAUCAAUAUUUUGGAUCCUGACCUUGCAUCGGGAGAGUAGAGGGGAGGUAGCCAGUGUGAAGUGAGAGGGAGUCAACGAUACAGGGACUGGGAUUAAGGCUUCCAAAUGAUGGAUGGAUCUCCAAUCAAGUUGUAGUUGUCAGCCAGUCAUGUGCCAACAAUGCUGAUCCUCCUGUCUUUACCACAUAUAAGUUCAAUGUGGCUCACUGGUUGUUGUAUUUCAUUGUUAUGAAUGUCAGUCCCACAGGAAUUAUCUUUUCUCCAGUGUGGUUUGGUGAAGCUUGCAAGUCGUUGUGCUGUGGCCAUUCUAUAACUCAUUUCUCCAGACCUUUGUUUUUUCCUUUGUCGCUGAGCAUCAAAUAUUGAACCGAAAUGUCUUCAAAAGGCAAAAGGCCGUCCAAGAAGUCUGUAGAUGAAAUGAAAGGUUUUGACCAUGAGCAGAAGAAUGAAGAAUCAAAUGAAAAAGCAAUAGAAUUUCCUACCUCUUCCAAGACCCUGAUGGAACCCAAUCACGGUGAUUUAAGUGAGAAAGAGAAACUAAAUGACCCUGCUAGGAGAAAGAGAAUAGGGAAAAAUUGUGAGCCAGGGCAAAUUCAGAAAGAAUUGUCCUACCCUUACAAAAAUAAAAGUAGAAAAGUUGAAGAUCAAAUAUCUUCCCCAGCAAGGGAAAACAUGUUAGAAAGCAUUAAAAAGUCACGUUUGUCCACUGCAAUAUCGGUUGAAGAAUUUAGUUAUAACAAAAAUCGUGUCCGUCUUCUUUCCAAAGCCGACAGGAUCCAGGAUAACUGUCAAGGAAUUUCCUACUGGAUGUCACGAGACCAGCGAGUGCAAGAUAACUGGGCUUUCUUGUAUGCACAGUUGCUUGCUCUUGAGCAUAAACACCCAAUUCAUGUCGUCUUCUGCUUGGUCCCCAAGUGCCCAGAUGCCACCAUCCGCCAAUUUGGUUUCAUGCUGAAAGGACUUCAGGAAGUUGCUGAGGAGUGUCAGAUGCUGAAUAUUGCUUUCCAUCUGCUGACUGGUUUUCCUAAAGAUGUGCUGCCGGCGUUUGUCAAAGAACACAACAUCGGUGCAGUGGUUGUAGACUUCUCACCAUUACGCCUCUCUCUGCAGUGGAUCGAGGAAGUGAAAAAUAAAUUACCAAAAGAUCUGCUAUUUGUCCAGGUGGAUGCUCACAAUAUUGUACCUUGCUGGGUAGCUUCAAAUAAACAAGAGUACAGUGCCAGAACAAUCAGAGGGAAAAUUCAUGACAAGCUCCCACAGUUCCUGACCGAUUUUCCUCCAGUUAUCCGACAUCCUUAUAACUCUCCUCAGAAGGUCCAGAUCAUUGACUGGGAUGCAGUCUGCGCAAACUUUCAAGUGGAUCGCACAGUUCAGCAAGUUGACUGGGCAAAAGCAGGAACUACAGCAGGUCUAACAAAGCUAGAGUCAUUCAUUAAGGGAAACCUGAAGCACUUCGGUACAGACAGAAACAACCCAAACAAGGCCGCCUUAAGUAAUAUGUCACCAUGGUUUCACUUUGGUCAAGUUUCAGUUCAGCGGGCAGUCCUUGAGAUAAAGAAGUUCCGCAACAAGUUUAAAGAGAGUGUAGACAGCUACAUUGAAGAAGCUGUGGUACGGCGGGAGCUGGCAGACAACUUUUGCUUUUAUAAUAAAAUGUAUGACCAGUGUGGAGGUGCCUCAGAGUGGGCACAGAAAACUCUGAAAUUGCACAGUAGUGACAAGCGGCCGUACCUUUACACCCUAAAACAGCUGGAGGAUGGGGAAACACACGAUACCUUGUGGAAUGCUGCACAGCUUCAGAUGGUCUAUGAAGGGAAAAUGCACGGUUUUUUACGAAUGUAUUGGGCUAAGAAGAUCUUGGAGUGGACCUCUUCACCUGAGGAAGCACUGACGUUCGCCAUCUAUCUGAACGAUCGUUACCAACUUGAUGGAUCAGAUCCAAACGGAUAUGUGGGCUGUAUGUGGUCAAUCUGUGGAAUCCAUGACCAAGGCUGGGCAGAGCGACCAAUCUUUGGCAAAAUUCGUUACAUGAAUUUUAAUGGAUGCAAGAGAAAAUUUGAUGUUGUCCAAUAUCAGCAGAAAUACAACCGCAAGAAGUUCACAAAAACAAUUUAAGAUCAAUGUUUGCUUUUAUAAUUGUGUAACCUGAUUUUAAGUGCCUUAUCACUUAUUGCAUUCCACCUCUUCCAUAGUCCUAAGCUCCAUUUUCCUCUUGAAAUGUCACCACCUUCCUUUCCUCUUUAACAGAGGCCUUUUAUGUGGCCUUUUGUCAUCUGCUCUGGCAUUCCAUACUCCCAUGAAGAGCCUUAGUAUGUUUUACUAGAUAUGAUCUACAGCAUAAUUACAAGUUGCUGAGUCUCAGGAAGAUUUAUUUUCUUUAGUUGAAUGAAAUUGAGGCAUAAGAAUGGUCAGCAGAAUAAUAUUAGGCAGUGUGUAAUAAGAUUUAGAGAGAUGGAAUGUGAAGCUCCAGGAAAGCCUCGACUCUUUAUUAAUUUCCAUAGAUGCUGCCUGGCCUGCAGAAUUCUGUGUGUGCUGCUCUAGAUUUCCAGCAUCUCUUGUGUUAUUGAUCCACUGAGUCUCUUGUCUAUCCUGCCUUUUAUUUCUUUAAAGAAUCCCAACAGAUUUGUCAGGCAGGGUUUCCCCUUAAGGAAACAAUGCUGACAUCAGCCUAUUUAAUUGUGUGCCCUCUGGUACCACAAAACCUUAUCCUUAAGAAUGGACUCUACCAUCUUGCCAACCACCGAAGUCAGGAUAACAGGCUUUUUGCCUCCCUCCCUUAAAGAGUGGAGUGACAUUGACAAUUCUCCUGUCCUUCAGAACCAUUCCAGAAUUUAGUGGUUCUUGAAGACCACUACAAAUGCCUCCAUAAUUUCUUCAGCCACCUCUUUUGGAACCCUGGGAUGUACACCAAAUGGUCCAGGUGACUUAUCAACUUUCAGACCUUUUAACUACAAGCACAUUCUCAUUAGUAAUAGUGACUACACUCACUUCUGCCCCCUGACCUCUCCGAUUUCUGGCAUGCCACUGGUGUCUCCAGAGUGUAGGUUCGUGUAUCGGUUCUCUAUCUGCUUUGUAUUCGGUGUUGUGCCUUUAUUAUGGUAUCUAUUCACAUGAGUGGGGAUGGUGUGGUAAAAGUAAAGGGAAUAAAUUACGUACUUUUGCUUAUUUCAUUGAGCUUGGGACCGGUGGAGGCCAUAUAAUUUGAUGACCACUCAGAUAUCGCAGACAUAAUGCUCAGUAAUGGUUAACUGUAUGCUUGCUAAUUGCUAAUAAAGGACCAAAUAAAAGGUUCAA
This is a messenger RNA of Mobula hypostoma (lesser devil ray), 3803 nucleotides long. RefSeq names its product CPD photolyase (gene cpdp). NCBI's taxonomy places the organism in Eukaryota, Metazoa, Chordata, Chondrichthyes, Myliobatiformes, Myliobatidae. The transcript is spliced from 13 exons. Bases 882 to 2624 code for a protein of 580 amino acids. The record is from RefSeq and is a predicted model, not a curated record. Gene Ontology annotation, molecular function: deoxyribodipyrimidine photo-lyase activity. Gene Ontology annotation, biological process: photoreactive repair.